Molecule: messenger RNA, 18454 nt
Organism: Spirometra erinaceieuropaei
Lineage: Eukaryota; Metazoa; Platyhelminthes; Cestoda; Diphyllobothriidea; Diphyllobothriidae
Source: the annotation of a GenBank genome assembly
AUGGACACAUUAAAUGACUUUUCGAAGGUUUCUGGUGAUGGCGCUUACUGUAUAUAUAACGCAGACCCGGAUAUUGCCGCUGCUUGCUUUCAAUCGGCUGGGGACUUUAUGUAUGUUCAGGGAGAGCAUAGUCCCUCAAAGCAAUUGGACAAUAAAGAAAUUAAAAAUCUUUUCAAUAAAUCUGCUGCUCUACUUUCUCAGUUUAACCCGGUUCCUGCUUUGGAUCUUCUGGACAAACUUUCCGUCUUGCUCGAAAACAAGAACGGCAAACGAACCUAUGGUUUUGAGAUUGAAAAUCUAUAUAUUCAGUACGCUACAGCAUAUGAACAAAUGGAGCAGAAGGCUGAUGCUGCCACAUAUUUAAAAAAGGCAAUUGAUAUAAUUGAGCCUAAACUUUCUCCGAACUCUUCUCUCGAUGAGGCUUAUCGUAUCGCUCUGACCGAACUACUGGCAGACAUCCGAAAAAGAUAUGCAAUAAAUCAGGAAACGACCGAUGUUAAGCCUCUUACCUCCGCUGUGUCAUGGCUUAAAGCAGCCAAAGCAUACAAAGCAUGCAAUUCGGCCUGUGAUGCUGCAUAUGCCGCUCUCAGGGCUAUACGCUGGUUUAUUACCGCAAGAGACACAAAAUCAGCAACUUCGACUCUCUCUUGGGCGCUUUCUCUAACCAAGUCACUUAAAUUUUCUCCAGAGCAAGGUAGGUUUGGUGGAUUCCUCAGUCAAAUACCAGUUAUCUAUGCUUGUCAUCUGAUACAAAGCACCUUUCGAUAUCUUUCGUGAAAAAAAACAUUCCAAGUUCGAGAAGGUUUACCAUCCUUAACUGACUAGUAUAUUACUAGCUUUAAGUUGCUACUGCUCGCGGGCAUGUAAGAUAAACAUUAAUUUAGCCCUUUUGUGAUCAUUUAUUGGAUGGUUGCAACAGUAUAAUGCCCUGAAGUGCGGACAGCUGUCUAGUACUUACACAGUGAAUGCCGGAGUAUUUUCACAGGGGCAGAUCAAAAAUCGUCUCAUCUUCUGUGUGCAGGAAAUGCUUGGGCGUCUAUUAUUACUUGACAUUCCAAAAGGAGUGAUAGUCAAACCCACCAACCAAACGAGUAUUUACUGCGAGUGCCACCUUUCAGUAAAUAUUUUUGCCUCUUACUUUUAUUGCGCUCAUCUUUUCUUAGAAUCUCCUUUGACUGCAUAAUAAUCUUCCUCAUAACUGUUUCCAUGCUCUUCUGUGCGCGCCCGGUUUCCAUGCUUUUUAACCAAAAUCUUAAACUUUCAUGAAAUUAACCUGCUAUUGCUAAAAUCGACAUACCUUUACCCCAUAAACCGCCAAUAAGCACGUCGGGCCUGAACUAUGAGAGGGAUACAUAACGUCCGUGGUUCAGUAGGUCUUUUAAGCCAUUAUUAUGGUGACUUCAAUGAAUUUACUAAUUAUGGCGGUCCUCUGAUGCUAAUACCAGAUAUCUGGUCAGUAUUUGUGAAGGCGUUUAUUUUCAGGACAAAACCAACCUAUUAUCUGGUCCAAUUCCUGCACUUCCAUAAGCCUGUAUCGCAUGUCCCUUUAGGCUCGCUCUUCCCUAUAAACUGGCUUCAUCUAACAACUCAUUAGGACGUCGUUGUCACUUAGGAGUAUGCCGUAAAUAUACUGUUUAAAUAGGCCUGAGCCACUGGAAUGCACACCGAUGAACCCAAUUUCUGACAUGGUUUGACCAAAUCAAAAGCGUGAUCUUAUUUGUGCAACCUCUCAAAAUGCAUUUGAAUGUUUCACGCCUUUGUUUCUUAAAGGAAGGGUGUCUUAUUGAGUACAAAACCGACUUACUUCCAGCGUUCGUCCUAUUUUUUGGGGUCAACUGGAAGUUCAGCUAUCAUCGACCAUUAGUUACCAUGACAGGCACAAUCAUUACAUCUUUCAACACCUAACUGACCAACACUUUAUUCAACAAAAUCCUUCACAGUGCACAGAUAGGUUACGGAGCCCUUCAGAUUAGAUUAAGUGCAUUCGAGCAAUCUUCUGAUCCCAAUCGUCAGCUUUCAACUGUCAACUGUUUAUUUAUGGGUUCAGAAAAAGUAGUAUUCUGCUUCGCGGGCUUAAACUAGAUCCUAUUUUAGUUUAGUAAACGACCUCGGAUUUUAUGCUCCCAGGCACAAUUCUAACUAAUUUUUUAUGAAAGUAGGCGCUUAUUAACGUAAGAGAAGCCAUACACUGCCCACAAAUAACCGCUAUUAGUCCGCUAGUAGUAGUAUUUCCUUAUUUCCAAACAAGUAUUCAUCUCUUUUGGUAUUGUAUAGCAAAUGUCUUGUAUAUUUAACUUUAAGGCGUUUUAUUCAACGAAUUGGGUAUUGCAUUCAUGGCUUUUGAGCGUACAACCAGUGCCAUCAAGUGCUUCGUCAAAGCGCACGCAAGACUGGAAUCUCAAGGCACACUUCUGAGGGCCUCAGUCCUUCAAAAUCUGGGGUCUGCAUAUGCAAUUGCAGAGGAUUUUUCCGAAGCUAUUUCCGCACUUGGAGCUGCGGUAGAUGCCUACGGUAACCCCUAAAACACACGUUUAGCUAAUUUCCGACAAAAGUUAUACGCUGCCCCUUCAUGCCACCUCACACAUAUUGAUGAACUAAGUCAUUUCGAAUGAACUUUGGAUAUUAUCCAUUUUAUAUCUAUUGUGUUUGCAAGCAGAUAUAAAUUCCAACCAAUGCAAUGAAUGGGGAAAGCAUGAAACGUUAAUGACCCUACGGCUCUAGGCUAAAUACUAAGCUAUUGGCAGACUCCACUGUCCUGCAGGUGUUGUUUUGGUUGUGGUAGGCGAUGCCAACUAAAACGAUCAUUUCUAUCGAAAAAAUGAAAUUCUCUCAUCGCGUAGCAGAUACCUCUUUUGUCGAGAGCAUAACCCGCUAAAGCAGCCCCGAUUGGUUUGGCUACAAAGCUUAUCCAACAGCGGACGCCUGUUUGACACCAAAUGUUUAUUUCCAAAGCGAUAGCCAACUUAAACGUUCGGCACUGAUUUGGCUGUGGUCUAACUAUAACAAGUAAAAUGACAUUUUGAUAUGUGCAGUGUUGGUUUAACUGUCGGAUAUGAAAAUGUUUUUGACUGCCCAGUCUGCCUCUGUUCGUUUAUGCAGUUAUCUUUUUUGUGUCCUAGAAGUCUCCGUGGUUUUUCAGAUGUUGGGGCUCCAGCACUAAGCGCAACAGUGGAACUCUCAAACUGACAAUUACCCAUCGCGCUGUAUUAUAGCAGUCAACCGUUGUAAUAAAUGACAACUUGUUUAGUCGCCACCUAGUCCCUACAGGUGAAAAUAGCUAUCCACGUAAACGGCCAGUAUGGACAGAGCGGAGUCCAGUAGUAUGGAACGCAAUAUCACGCAAUUCACCUUAACCUUUUUAUUUCAGCCGCAUUUUAUGGGCCUUUAAUAAGUCAGUCAACAAUUAUUUAACUGUAUAAUAUAAGACAGCAAUUUUCACUAGUAGGUGUUUACUAAAAUGACGAGAACACUUUAGUUUUGCUGUAUUUGUUUUUGGUUUCAUUUCGGCCCAUUUUUAUCCAUAUGUUACUUUAUAUGAUUUACUGGGCAGCCUUUAAAACUAGGCUAAUUAAGUCAUCUAGUUGAGUAGAAGAAAUGUGACAUUGCGUGCGGUUGUCGCUUUUUGAAUGGCUGGCAACACACGUCCUAGACCAAUCAUGAGAUUGUGGUGUAAAAGCUACAGUUUUCUGUCUCUCACUUUAAAAGCUUUGAAAUAUUCACAUAAUUCUCCUUACAAUUUUAGAAAUUUACUUUUUGCCGUCCAGGCCCUUCUUAAUAACCAGCUAAUUUUUGCAGCUUCUGCCCUUGUCAGCUGUUUCCAAUAUUGUUUUUGAAAUUGGUUGGGUCCCUCACCGGUGUCCUGCAUUAGUGUUCCGACGAGCAUCUCCAACACAUCGUGCCCAGGGUCCCUUGACCAGUCAGGACACAGAAACCAGAUAGCCGACUGAUACCGCACGGCUUAUUUACCUGCCAGUCAAAAAUACCAUAAAGCAAAAUUUGAUUUCAUGUCAGACAACUGUAUAAAGUGCCCAUUGCACAACAUAAAUAAACGUAUUAGACAGCGAAAGGAUAAUUAAGCGUCCGCCAAACUGUGUUUUGCCUAAAAGGCCGCGUUGGAAACCGUGCAGGGCAAGCGCAGGCAGGCUGCAACAUGGCGUACGCGCUGGCCCGUUCCGGUGCCCUUCGAAAGGCGCGUUGGCAAUAUGCUCUGGCACGAGAAGCUGCUCGGGAUGCCCAGUGGCCAGCAGUUCAACUUCAGGCUGAAGAAGCUCUUGCUGCAAUGGAUUUCCAGGAUGACCGGCCUCUUAACGGAAUAAAACACUUAAAGGCUGCACUCGCACUCUGCCCCUCAGUGGCCGCCAGUCAGGCCUUGGAACAAGCUGGCUUAGAUCUCCUACAGUCUCAAUUCUCCUCCGUAUCUCGCACCAGACGGGGGAAGACGAGUGCUGUGCGUUCUCAAACACGCGUUCCUGCCAGCGCUACAAAAAAGGCAACAAACAAACCAUCGAUGACCAUCGCAGAGCGUCCAGUACCUCGCUUCCCCAGCAGAAAGCCUGCGGAAAAUGAGCGUUCCACUCAGGCACCAGAAUAUGAGGAGAAAGACAUACUUAUUCGGAGGGACAAGUUGCCACUGGUCUCACAUAUUCGAAAUCAGGCGUUUCGCCGGAUCAGUUUAAGGAAACUUAACAAAGACCAUCGUCGCCUCAUGACCAAGUUAUCGGAGGCUUACAGGGUUUGGCCAGCACUUUCGCAACACCCUUCGGAAAAGUCCAGGUACCUAAAUAUCUCUUGACUUCUUGAGCACCUGUGUAUUUUCUAGCUGCUAGAUACAGUCAAAACGAGUACGCCUCUAAGCCCGAAGAGUUUAUUCGUACUUUUUCAUCACCAAAAAUGUAAUACUAUGAAUUUUCAUCCUGUUCUGGUCUCGAUGUACGUUUUUCUUCUCCUUUUUCGAAGUCUUCAGACAGAAUUUCUAAAUUUUAGGUUCGAUUAUAAUAGUGAAUGCACCGGCAGGUAAGUUGAGCUACCAUUUGUUAUUCGACUUGUGAUGAUUACAGUGCGUGACCUAUCUCAUGAAAUGUUGGCUGAAAUUCUGAAAUGAGUUUUCGAUUAGGAAGGAUUACUUGGUCGCGGUUGUAAUACUGAUUAUCUUGUGGCAUACUCUUAUAACAUUUCGGACUCGGCAGGAUGUCGGCUUUUAAAUGCAUGUCUUUUCAAUCUCCUGUAGAAAGCGUGCUUGGGAAAAAAUGACUACUUAAUUAGCAUGCAUUUUUCCCAUUGAUUUUCGAUGGUCUUUGAAAUUCAAAUAUAUUUUAUAGAAACCACAAACAAAAAUGUGCUUUCUUUUAGUCAAUCAAUAGAGAAUCACGUCUUCUUUAUAUUUUAUACUUAAGGAAGGAGGAUAAUUAGGUUUUAAAAAAGUUUUCUAAUUGUCGAAAAAUUUAGAGCCUGAUCAUUCGUUACAUUAGCGCUUAGUGAUUACACUCUACAAGGUGCAUGCGUUCCGCGUAAAGAGAAUCCCAUAUUUUUCUAUGUCAUUAAAUAGAUAUCAUACAGGGUCCAUAAAAUUUUGCAAUGAAUGUGGUCCAUGUUGUGCAUUUCAUGAAGAGCAGUGGUAAACGGCCAGGUACGAUGCUAUGUGAAUGGACAUAUCGCGGUCUUAAAAAGUUUCAUAAUUAGAAACUUUUUAAAAACCUAAUUAUACCCCUUCUUUAAGUAUAAAUUAUAAAGAAGACGUGAUUUUCUAUUGAGUGACUAAAAGAAAGCAUAUUUUUGUUUAUGGUUUCUAUAAAAUAUAUUUGAAUUUCCAAGACCAUCGAAAAUCAAUGGGAAAAAUGCAUGCUACAUACGUAGUCAUGUUUUACCGAGCACGCUUUCUACAGGAGAUUGAAAAGACAUGCAUUUAAAAGCCGACAUCCUGCCAAGUCCGAAAUGUUAUAAGAGUAUGCCACAAGAUAAUCAGUAUUACAACCGCGACCAAGUAAUCCUUCCUAAUCGAAAACGCAUUUCAGAAUUUCAGCCAACAUUUCAUGAGAUAGGUCACGCACUGUACAUUUGUGAAUUGAAAAAGGGGUAUUCCAAGAAAUUUAAUUGGAAAGAUGAAAUUCAUUAGGGGAUUGCAACUUUUAUUGUGCAAAUUUUCGAGGCUGGUUCCUAAUGAUUUUGUCUGUGGAAUUUGGACCGAUAUGCCGAUUGGUGCAUGCCUCGUCUGAGUGCACUGAUUUCAGGAAUUCGCGGCCUUUCCUUAUCGGGCAGAAGCCAAAACUCACUGCUAUGAUGAAGCAGGUUUUUGGGCAGACGCGAAAUACUUCUACAAGCUAUUUUUCCAAAAUGGGUACCCGCAUGACUUUGUACGUCAAUGCAUGAGGCACCGGUAAUUCAAGGAGAAAGGUAUUUUCAAUGCUACGGCUGCCCGGGCACGAAAACCUGGUGAACUCUCCCAUACGUGAGAAAUGUAUCUGAACUAGUCGAAAGGCAACUACAAACACCAGAUGCACCGAUCCAUUAGCUUCCCGAAGCAAACAGGCUUCGUAUGGCUGACAAGGGUCAGAAACGCACAGCCACCUACCAGGCCGAAGUCGGCCGAGCUAUGAUAGCAGGGGGGAGACGACAGAGUCUGAGGGGUAGAUUGAUGCAGAACUGUUUUGGGCCUGUUUGUCCCCACUCAACCAAGCAUAAAUCUGACCGCCAACUGGGACCGGAAACACAAACGUACGCUCACACACCUAGCGCAGUUGGUGCACCAUUGGAGUCUAUCAGAUGGGUCAUAAGCGCUUCAUCGAACCGAAGUUCAUCAAUUCUAGAGGCAAAAAAGCCCGAAGCAGUUCUGUAUCAACCUACCCCGAGACUCUGUCUGGAAACGCUCCACAGCACCAUCAACUCAACCAUUCCGGGGGUUAGACACACUCUCAAAGGGAGCUUAUCAAAAAACACCCACUUCUGGAUGUUCUCAUACGGAGAAAGACUGACGGAGCAUUACACACUACAGUUUGCUGCAAAGAAACGUAUGCGGAAUUAAUUCUACACUAUAAAAUCAACAGCGCAAUCUCUCACAAGCCGAACACUGUCAAAAGUCUACGACAUUGAGCAAAAACACACUGUUCUGAUGAAAAAAGGUACCAAGUCGAGCCAAACUACCUGUUCAAAUUAUUUUUUUCCAGACGCUUACCCUAGAGAUUUCGUACGUCGAUGCAUAGGACAGUAAGAGCUCCCUAAGUAAAUACUUGGCGAAUCCUUCUUACAUCAGGAAUGUGUCUGAACUCGUUUGAAAACACUUGGGAAAUUCCAAGUAAAAGUGAUGCACAGGCCGACGACUACUUUACGCACUCAAAUGGCCAUGCACACCCUUGAUACUGGGCACACCUUCGCAUGAGACGAAUCUCACAUUGUCGGAGUUUGCCCCUCGAAAAAAUGCCGAAAGAUUUUUGAAGCUAUGCACUCCGACGAGUCAUGCAUCAAUUAGCACAUUGAGUUAGAUGCCAUGUACAAAAAUCUCAGGGAAGAAGGCAGAGACGAAAGCAAAUCACUACAGAGUGACACACGCGGCGGCCGCCCACUGGCACAAACGCUAAAUGAAUAUCGAUUUAUCGGCACGUUUGAAAUGUUAGUUGUUUUUUGCACAUGCACUCAAGUCUGACGGCGACCAGGAGAACCAGCGUCGAAAAUUUACCCAGUGAAAUUACUGGUUUUCCCAAAGGACGUAUUUGCCUUAAAAUAUGCAUAAUACAUAUGCGGCUCACUAAGAGUGCAAUGGGUCAGACGCAGGAAGUUGUUUCGCGGUCGUUACCGGUCAUCAGUGUGUCAUCGGCCUUAUGACGUGAGGUACAUAAAUAUGUCGAAUGUACAUGCAGCACUCGCUGUUGUGGUUAGGACGUCACCAGCUCAACAAUUCACGAGUACAACCCGACUUUUCCGAAAAACCUCUUCCGUUUUUCAUUAUAUCAACUCGCAAUGCAUACCACCUCUGAUCAACAUACAUAUAUAUGAUGAUGAUGAAGAUAUAAGGCUUGUCCGAAAAACUCGAGUUAUACUCGUGAAUUUUCGAGCUGGUGGCACCAACCCGUCGUCAGACGAACUAAACAGAGCAAAAAGUGAAAUGGUCGGACAAAAUUGGUUGGCGUGACAGGGCAGCCACUAACAGGCAAGCAACUAAUGUAUGAAAGGAGGUGGAGACAUAAUUAGGCUAGGGUCUGUGGCGGCGGGGGAUGGGGAACUGUUGCGGCUCCCUGUGUUGGAGGGUAGGGGGAAAUGACGAUUCAAUGUGACUGCGGACAAUGGACUUAAUGGUCGUCGAUCCGGCAUGCGGGCAGAGGUCAUUGAGCCAACGUAGAGGUGUUAGGGAUUGCAGUUGCGAUUCCCUGUGUCUGGGGUAGGGGGUGGCGAAAUAGUGCGAUCCCUGCGAUACUGCAAUCCCUGUACCAGAACGUCAAGGAAAGAGGGUUUGCUGUCAACCUCUUUUUCGAGCGUAAACGAGAUUCCUGGUAGCUUUGGGUUAAUAACAUUGCAGAGAAUUUCCAGGUGAUUUCUUUUGACGGCAAGAAAGGGUCAUUUACAUAACUAACCCAUAAUUUGAGAUUAACUAACCAUAGGGCCAUGGUUUCUAGUUUUUGCAGCGUGAUUUCAGCAAGAAAACCGGGGAUAGGUGUUCCCAUGGGCGUCCCCUUAUCAGUUGGUAGUAUUCGUGUGCAAAUGAGAAGUUCGUUUCCGGACAAGGUUCCAAGAAUUGAAGCAAAGCAGGCACAGGGACGUCUGUGUCGCUGGACUGGAGACGUUCGUCUGUGCAUUGCCUUGCUAAAUCCAGCGGUAUGGGCGGGAAGAGAGGAACGACAUCGAAGGAUGCCAUUAUCCCAUCAGCUGCAGUUGUGAGUCCUCGUAGUGUGUGUUGAAUGGUAUAACGAACGAAGACAUGGGAUACGUGAAUGGCCAAUUUUGGCUUAUUAGCCAUCGUCAGCCAAACAUGCCCCCACCCCGAGGCUUACAACAACUGGGGCUUGAUCCCACGACCUGUUUGUUAUAAGUCCAACGCCUCGAACUACUGAGCCACGGGACCGUUGUGCAGUCGGUUGCGAUCGGGUAUAUACAAUAAUUGGGGGGCGCUCACUGAUCGCGUUACGAAACUCGCUCGUGCCCUUGUGUCAUGGGUCUAUCUCUCUCAAGCCCCGCCAGCAGCCACACAGUGGCGAGUAAUAUAGGCAUGAUAACAUUACCGACAAAGACCAGGGAGACUGGAGUCGCCAUUUUUGACUUAUUAGCCGUCCUCAGCCAGCCAUACCCAACCCCUAGGUGGGGAACAACUGGCCUCGAUCUCGCGACCUAUUGGCUAGCAAGUCUAUCUGUCCCAGUUAGCUAUGGGUACUCUGGACACGGAGCACACACUUGCCUGGGUCAAAACGUGCACUGCCAAUGUCUGCCGUUUCAAGAAAAACCGGGAGUUCCUCGAGGCCGUGUAUUAAAAGGAAUAAUGCAUCAACCGGCGUAUCUAGUUAGAUGCCGCGUACUGAAAUCAUAGGAAGAAAGAGAAGAGACGAGAGGCAAUUAGAACAGAGCGACACCUAGCGGCCGCUUAUUAGCGCAAACACCAAGCAAAUAGCGAGUUUUGUGUGAAUUUAGAACAAUAACUGUUUUUGGCUCAUUUGAUCUGGGUUUGUCGACCCGGGGAACCGGCGUCGAAGAUUUACACAACAACCUUCCUUUCCCAAAGAACUUAUUUAACUUAUAUUUUUUGGGGUUGCCUACCAUCCAAUACAUAUAGAUUUCUGUUAGUAGACGUUUUCUGCGUAUACAGGGUGGCUCCAGAGAAAGAAGUCUGAGGGACUGAGGUUUGUGGAUUUUGCAGGCCAUUCCACGGCACCGCGACGACCUAUCCAUCUACCCGGAAAAUGUUCGUCAAACCACAUUCGAGAUGGAGAGCAUAGUGGGCUGGGGCGCCAUCCUGCUGAAAGUACAAGUCAACGUAAUCUGCGCGUUGAAACGUUAUAGGCCACAACCUUUCAUUCAGUAUGUUUAGAUGUGAUUCGGCCGUCACUGUAUUAUCAAAGAUAAACGGACCAAUUCGUCCUGUACUGAAAAUGCCACGCCAAGCAGUGACACCAGGCAAAUCAAACCUCUGUUGUAAUAUCUCAUGUGGAUUUGAAUCUGACCAGUAGAUGCAGUUAUUUCGAUUUAUCCGUCCAUUUAGUUUGAAACUGACUUGGUCCGACCAAAUAUUGUGGCCCAAAAAUUCAGGAAAAUCUUCUUAUGCAGCCGCACAAGUUUUACAAAAUCAAAGGUGCCUGUCUCCGUCAUCCUCGUUAAGAGCGCGGAGUGCACGUGGACAAUAUGGGUGCAAAUCAUUAUCUGGCGUGAUGCGUUGCAAAGGCGAUCGCGAUAUGCCCAACUCUGCAUAAGCGCGUCUCUGGGAUUUUCGAAGGCUGUUGAAGUAUGUUACUGCUAGUAAAUCUUGACUAGCAAUAGACUGUACUGUUCUUAGCACGCCGGGUUUAUCCGCCUUGACCAGGAUUUUAUGCACCGUAAAAAAGGGAGGACGGCUCUGAUUCCAAUUGCCGCAUCAUGAGCCUUCACCUGGUCGCCACCACGCUUGAAUGUUGGCAUUUGUCAUGGGUGGACAUUCCGAAGAAACGCCUGCCGGACUCCGAUCUAACCGCGUUUUUGUCCAGUGCAUCUACCGUGCGCCCCCUUUUUAAGUACACACAUGCAUGCAUACUAAAUUCCCGACGUCCAGAUUAAACAUCACCCAGUUAUCAUUCUCCCCAGUAAGUCAAAUGUGUUUCGUUUAAAAAGCGAACAGUCCCCUGAUGACAGCCGUCUCGCUGUCACUACUGGCGAGGAUGACGUCUACUUAUCCCCAUCCUCUGAGAGCCAAAUGUCUCACGCGGGCGACCACAACGACAACGCAUCUAACUUGAGGCCAGUCGCUCUUGAACGACCAAGGACAGGUGAAAAUGACGCUAACAAAAAGCGAAGCCUCUGUACCACAGUUGCUCUCUUAGAUCCCCUAAAACCGCCUACACCUCCAUAUUCGCGGCCCGCCAGCGUUUCUCUUUGCGACGAAGAUAAUUUCGGGGCAAUUGAAGAGGUGGACGAGGAAGCUGGCAGGAUAGCGUUCAUAACAAAGCCGCCGUCAUCCGUCAUGUCGCUCAAAAGGCUGGAGGAAAUGCCGAAAUCAACUCAGGAGCUCAUUCAGUUGGACAAUAUGUUGGAGAAGCUCACUACCAAGUUCGUUGAAGUUAGUCUUUCCACGCUAUCUCUUGCUUUCCCGUUUUAUUGUUGCAACUUUCUUUUUCAUUGCCGCCUUUCCUCAUUACUUCGAUUAGUGGCAGUUUUGCGGCCUUCACGCCUCCUUACAGAUUCAUUUUACGUUUUUUAUCUCUUGCGAUCCCAACUUCGAAUACUUGCCUUUCGCUGAAGUUCCGAAGAAAACGAAUUCCUGCGAAGGCAUUCGGUUUUUUGAAAAUUAGAUGUCAAAUAAUCCAACAGUUAAAUCAGAGAACUCUAGGUGUUUCCGAUUUCAGAGCAGCAAUCAAAAAUAACUGUGGAUCCUACUCCAACUUUAAAGCGGAAAAGAUGUCGAUCGUUAAAUAUCAGCAUUUCAAAACCGGAAGUUAUGAGCCUCCGAAAAAGUGCACCGGCAUGUUUUGGGAAUCAGAGGCGCAGGUAUUAGAUAAACAAUACACGUAUCACUUCGUAUGGGAGCAAAACUGCUUAAGUGGCUAAGCAGAUGAUGUUUACAAAAACCAACAAUUCGCAUGAGACACUCCACAUGAUGGGUCGGUUUAUUAGCAAGUAUUUUGAUUACCAGAUUAUAGGAACUUGAAAAAACUUAUCGUAAGACAACCCUGAAUUUUCAACUUCUCGAUGACGCCUGUGUGUUCUGCUCUCUGUACCAGUUAGUCGGUAUUUCAAGCAUCUUUUUAUUUUAAGUGCGGUGACUUGAGUUACGGACUAAGCCGAAAGACAUGGCUGAGAAUGGGCAACUAUUUUUAUCCCGAAAUAUCGUAGCGCAAGAUUGGUGGGGACAGAAAGAGUCAUCAGGAUUAUGUGGUGAGCGGCAUCGUUGCAUAAUUUUCUUUUCGAUGAACAACUUUCGACCUGAUUCUCAAUAUCUCAGAUGCCAUCUACAGAAAAAAUCGAAAAUGUUUCCAACUGGAGCCAUUUGUACUAUGAAAUCUUCCUCAGCGUCAUGCAAAACCUGAAUCCUUAGACCCGACUUCAGGUCACUAAGAUAAGUCGCUUGGUUUUGCUGUUACCUGUUACUGAAGCCCUCUUCACUGGCUAUGGAAUGGACGUCUGUUAAAAGUGGAGUCCCACAAGGAUCAGCUCCUGGGCCGCCCCUGUUGUCUAUGUAAAUGACCUAUUACAGAUGGCUAAGUCCGAUACAGCAUUGAUUGCAGAUGAUCUUAAGCUGUGGAGGAUGAUAAAAGAUGAAAGACUCCCAGAUAUUGCAGCAGGAUAUAGAAAGGUUGCCGACAUGAAGCGAGCUCAGGUCCAUGAAAUUCAAUGUCGACAAGCCUGCGGUAAUACACGUGAUAUCAACGAAGCAGGUAGGAAACGUACUUUCACUACACUAUCUCUUGAAAAGUCAACCCCUACGAACAACGUCUGGCCGCCUUAAGUCUCUCCCCUUCCUCACUAUAGAAAAGACAGAGAUAACUUUUUACUGACGUCUCAGUUGGUACUUGGACUUGAUAUUGGUGUGAACUGGGAAAACCUUUUCGAAAUGGCGCUGAAGACGCAUUUUCGACGUCAUGAUUGCCAAAUUAAAAAGGAACUGCGCCGCACCAAUCAACGUUCCUUAUUUUUCUUGCGAAAAGUCAUUCGACAGCGACAUUUCUUAUCGACGUAUAUCGUGCAUUCCACCAACGUUUGUGCUUAAGAGGCGCCCGGAAAUACGCCCGUUAGAGGUUAGUGGGAGCUUCCCAAACCCCAUCAAAUAAACAGUCAUGACUCUCAACAUGCUACUGUCUUGAUUUAAAUAACGCAUUUUGUUUAUACUAACUUUAACACUACUGAGCAUACUGCGUGCAAAUGCAGUCAAUGUUAUUUAACAAAUUCACCAACUUUGAACACUCCUGUUUUACUGUCAGUCUUAUGCAUUUCUCAUGCUGAAAUUGUCUGUAAGUUUUUGCAACGUAAGUGCUUCUCAUGCCGAUUUGGAUUUCUUAAUGGAGUUUUCAAAGUCUCAUAUCAUUUACUCCAAAUACACUGAUUUGAUUUGCAUUGAUAUAUCUAACUACCAUAUUCGUCUAAGAUAGUCAUUUGUGUGGCCAUCCCAGUCGCCCUUGUUUUUGUCAGUACUCCCACUUCUUUAUCUAUUACUGGUUAAUUGUCGGGCUGUAUUGUUUUCUUGUCAGCAUCACCACACUACACGAAAGUCAAUGAAGGUAGGAUCUGCAGCUGCCGACAUAUUAAGGCGUGACUAUACUAGGCUACAAGUAGUGUAGUCUAGUUGUACUGAGACUGUAUGUGGUAAAACCUGUAAUUUUCCGCCGCCAGAAAUGAGUAAGAAGGUGGGGAGCGACGAAUACAUUAUGAAGAAUAUGAACUAAAAUCUCCAACAAGAAGUGCAUUUGAUUGAAUGUGAGGCCGCUCUCUGCCACUUUACCUUUAUCCUGUCGAGUUAUGACCAUUGAAAUAGCCACGCUGCUCGUGAACUUAAACCGCCCCUUUAAUUCUUGAUCAGGACUUGGAGGCCUCUGUCCGACAUCUGACCUUUGUUAUAAUUGCUCAACGUCGGGCUCUGUAAAUCCUCUUUAGUAGGUACUCCAGAUGUGCUGCGCGUAGACACCAAGUUUAAGGAUAACUUCCAGCUCGACAUGGCUGUACGUGAAUCUGGAAAUGUGAAAGUUUUGUGUGCGAUCCACGACAAUUUCGCGUUUUACUUCCCAGAUUCAGAACGACUGAGUUUAACAGACAGCAAUCGCUGGUUGAGGUUACACAAACGGUUGACUACGAGCGCAGGCAGAUGUGUCAGAGCGAGUGGCGUAAGCCCACAGACGCCUGAAGAUCGUUCAACGAGUGAGCAAGUGAGAACCAAUCAGUGAGCCAUCAUUGAGGUCGGCAUGAGGCGGAUAACCGCUGGCGGCGAAAGAACAAGUAGUGUGCAUGGGCAAAGGCCAAGUCGUUGAGCAAGGCAGAGGCUGCGCCUGUGAGGAAGGGCGCCCGUCGCCUCAUGGGUGUGCUGCCGCAAUAAUUCGACCAGACAGGAUAAAACUAACACCCAUGCUCCAGCAUUGCAUCCUGGCUGGUCUUUUGGAUGGAGCUAUCUACCUCUCACUGUACUCUGUUGUUGGAAUUUAGUGCUGGCGACAUCUCGAAAAUAGCAAAAGCCCGACACAGAUGCUUGAAAGGGUGGGAGUGUUCUGGCAGCUUGACGUUUGUAUUGCAAUUCAUGCCAAAUGUAGCCGCAGAACUGUUUUUAACAUCAUCGUCAUCAUCAGCAGCAGCCUUAUCUAACAUUUGCCUCAACGGUUCUUAUGCACCGGUCCCCAGUCUGGAGUUCGCGCCAUCAUUUUUUUCAAAAUAUGCGUACGCUCAGGUACUCCUCUCUUCAUUAAAUGGAGCCCUCGGUAAGGGGGGCGAGAAAGUGUUUAUGACUGCUAAUUUUUGAUUUAUUGUUUUGUUUCAGGAAGGUGCUUCAGAAACAGAUGAUGAGGCUCAGGCAGGCGUUCUUACAUCUACAAUUUCGCAGAAAUCCACUCUCACUGCUAAAGAAGUGUGGGUUUUAUUUUAUGGGCAAAAUCUUAUCGGUUAAACAAUCACUGGGGCCAAGGCCACGCCCCAAAAAUAUCUGACAAUUAUUAUGGCUGUUUUAUAAUAAGCACUCGUAAGGCAUCUUGUCGAACAGAUCGCCUUACUACCCGAGAAAGUGCAUCCAUGUUUCUGCUCCAUAUUGUAAAACAGGCUGAUGGACCCAGUCGCAAGUAUUAACUUUAGGGCACUCGAUUUACCGACCGUUUUAUGCCUUAGCAUAAUUUCGACUGAAAAGUAGUGGACUGUUCACCUGGAAAUUGAUAACGGCAGAAAAGAAUAAGACUUAUUUAGCAUAAUCAGCCGACUAUAUCUCAGUCAAGCAUAAAAGAGCAGGUAACUUAGGUUACAGAUUGCCGAAUAUUACGGAAAAGUGAAUAUACAUUUUCUCGUACUUCCAGAUUCGUCCUCACACAUCCUUGCCAUCUUUACUCAUCUGAUGUUUUAGUUCACAAAUGGCUAACAAUGAGGAGCUUGACGGAGAGGAAGCCAAGGAAGGGGACUCAACAAAUCCAUCCUCGGUGAGCAUAAUUAGUCUAUUUCUAGUUGCAUAUCUUCCCAACUAGGUGCAAUAAUGCCAGUUUUUCCAGUUAGUGCGCAGUUAAGUGCUCAGGCCCGUUGGGAAUGUGUGCGUUCAUUAGUUCUGUUGUAUACCAGUUCCAAAACAACUAGAUCGCGCCAUUUGAAAAAAAAUAAGAAAUCCGUCUGCCCUCACAGAUAGCCUGUUACCGUCCACCUUCAGACAGGCCAGGAAGAUUCUUACAACCACAUUAGAGGAUCGGAUUAUUAGGCCAUCUACAUUCGAAAUUAACUAAAUUAACACCACCCUAUUUAUCUUUAUCCUUCUGUUAAAAGUCUAGGAAACUCUGAAAAACUGAAGUGAAGUAGAACUUUCAGCAAACGCAUGCUUUCCCUAAAUUAUACUCAGACUUUUAUAUCUGUGUAACGACGCAAGAUUUAAGUGAACAUUCUGAAGGUGGGGUAGUUGGGGUUUUUACUUGGGAAAUCUGUGUUAGCCUUUCACAGUGCCAAAUUACUGUGCCCUCCGACUACUGGAACGUCACAACAGGAUUACUUUGCGUGAACAGGGUCGCGCUGCGUAAGCCGUUUGCCGUCGCCUCAUAAGAACUCCCAACUGCCCAUACCUGUAGAGCUACUAACCUCAAAUAAUAAGUUACUACGUAAGUAUACAAGCUAAAGAAGAUUUCUCCAAAAUAUGUGCCUCCCGCGCGACCUUCUGAUCCAGUUUGUUAUGUCUUUUGCCGAACUAAACUACAAGUGCUGGUGCCUUGGUACCGUGACUGGCAAACUCACCCGAGUUACGAAUUCCUAGAAUAUUUCUGGGCCGCGAUUUCACUUCAACACUCAGGCUAAGAAAAACAAGGGGCUUUGGAUUGCCCGGAUGGAGAAUAUUUUAUCAUAACUCAAUUAUCCGAACAAUCGUAGAGCGCGUUACUCACGCGCGUUCCUCCGGACAGCAGGGAAAUGGUAGGAGAAGCUCACGAUCGCGCUACGGAGCCCAUUCGCCCCGUUGAACCUUGGGGCUCUCUCUCGAGCCCCGUCAGCGGCCACACACUUCGGGGUUGGGUGUGACUGGCUGAUGACGGCUAAUAAGCCGGAAAUGGCCAUUCCAGUCUCCCUCGUCUUUGUCGGUAAUGCUCUUCAGCAGUAAAGUGCUUAAUCCAACUUCGUACUCAUUAUUUUUAUCCAAACAUCUGACGCAUCUUUGUGAUCAUUCAGACUGUCUCCUCCCCUCAUAACUAUGCACAUUAGAAUAGACUAUAGUGAGUGCGAUGAUCGUGACUGCAACCAUAUUCUUCCACGCGAGCAGUCUGUUAGACGAUGAAUUGAACGCCGGUCAAUAACAGCUCUGUCCAGUAUCCCUUUGCUUUUAGAGCUGUCAUCAUGAGUGGCGGCUUAAACGUCGGUUCUUUGAUCUGCGGCCUCCUGUCGUUGGUGCCGGUGCUGGCCGGUUAGCUUCUUAAUUGCUGUGUUGCGUCUGUACCUGGCUUGAAUCUAUCAGGACGCGAUAGGAGCCGUGACUUGAACUCUGUGACACUUUCGCACAUGUGAUGUCCAAGUCUCCCAUCCCUUCUCGUGAAAACCUGGUCUACCGUAUAAAGAUCAGGUCGUGUGCGGCACGCGUAGACUGGCUGCUCGGCUUUGUCAGUCACCGCGCCUGCGGUGGUCUUGACUCUGUCUUGCCACCGGGCCCAAAGGGGUGAGGGGGGAGAGAGUGUGGUAGGUACUGCGCAGACCUGCUCUCACUAUGAAGUGAUUCAUGUGCAAGCUACCGUGCUGCGCCCAUCAUGGUGUUAGGCAUCCGAUAGACAUCGUAGUUUACGGCAGUCGAACUGACAUGCUUACUGUAAACUUCUAAUGUCCCCUAAAACGUCCUGAAUUCAGUAUUUUUAUCCUGGACCAGCUUUUAUUUGAACCAGUAGUUGAUAUUCAACGCAAUCCUCUAUAGUCGGAAUACUAACACUGGACGGUUCGGUGCGACGGCAACUUAACAGCCAUACACAGUAGCGAGUAAAUUUUGUGGAAAUACGCCGAUCGAUCAAAGUCUCUCUGCUAAGCUAGUAUACUGCUCGGUCUAAAAGCUUGCCGUUCUCGUAGGCGGCCUUAAAGCCUGAUGUCGUACCGUCCAUGGUUCAGUAGAAGAGGCUCUGCAAGCUGACAAAAAGGCUUUCUUGGAGUCUUCCAAGCGCAUCUGAAGGGUCUAGCAGCGUUCAAUGUUCACCUGGUAACUAGAGUUCGUUUGCCUUAAUUGCGCGCGUUUUUCUUCAGACGGCAGCCAUCAGAAGGACCUCCUCCGGCCUUUCCAGUUCGUCGCGCCUAAAAUCCAAUCGCCUGCGCAGGACAAAGGGUAAUCUACCGGCAUUUUUACAAUGCAUCCUUAAAGGGAUGUAUAACAUGAAACGAACUUGAAUCUCUUGCUUUUGCGCAUUGUUUGGUAAUUUAACAACGACUUCCUUCAUUCCUCCUCCGGCUCCGGUGCUUUAUUUGGCGAUUUUAUAGUUGGAAAGAUCCACGCUCUAUUUAGAAACUAUAUACGUGCUCAUCUGUGAACUUGAAAUUAAAAAUCAGAGCUUGUGCUCAGAGAUUCCGCCGAGCUUUCACCAAUUUGUCUUCUCCAUGGACUUUACAUGUCUCUCUGAUCGCUUCUCCCAUAACUCCAUUCAACUGAGCGUUUGUCUUUCUUGAUAUCCACGUAGCUUGAAAAAGAACAAUUUCUAUACAACUUGAUUAAAUCCCAUCGACUGAGCUGAUUUAAUUUAGGAGAAUAUCUAUGCUGCUGGUUCAGAUCCUUUUUGCUUACUUGCAGUUCCUUUCGGUAUAAAGUAUCCGGUCAAAAAUGUAUAUUAUUAUGUACCAUGGCAAAGGAACUGCACUGCAAUCUUAACAGCAACGAUUUCAACCAGUACGGUGAGGCUGUCGAGGUUUGACUUAUAGUUCCAGGGGACAACUUUCCUAUCCCUGAACUAUCGUGCGUCGUAGUGACAUCACAAAAAAACACGAGUUGCAGAGGAGAUAGGCGAGCAGUUAUAAAUUACCAUACAUUCUAUCAUUGAAAGUUUCUUGAAUCGUAUCCCAUGAACGUAGCGAAUUCGCCCGAAGUAAUCAAUGCCUAGACAUCUAUUUUUUGAUCAUCUGGGUAGAAUUAGCUAACCAUUCCGCCUUUCUAACCUCUUAUUUUUCAGAAUAG